Molecule: messenger RNA, 2376 nt
Organism: Otolemur garnettii (small-eared galago)
Lineage: Eukaryota; Metazoa; Chordata; Mammalia; Primates; Galagidae
Gene: SIRT7
Product: sirtuin 7
Exons: 9
Coding region: 717-2231 (504 amino acids)
Molecular function (GO): NAD+ binding
Source: RefSeq, a predicted model, not a curated record
UGUGGACAACAGAGGGCAUAAUCAGUGCCACACAGUGGUUGGGGUAUACCCAGGAGACUCCAGUGUCCUGUCCUGGCAUGUCUGUACCUGCUGGUCAGUGACACACGUUUCCACCCCACCCCUGGAGCAGCAGCUUUGAUGUCAUGGGUGUCCCUCUAAUCUGAGCUGGAGUGUAAGAGUGUGUCCCCAAUAAACUGUGAGACCUCCCUGUUCUCAGUGACCCCAGUUGGGCUUUUGAUCCCUCCAGCAACCUUGUGCACCAGCCCUUCUUCCCAUCCCCUCAGUCUGCUGGUCCUUGAAGCCUUUAACCAAAUGGGAGUAGUAUGGAAAGCCUUCUCCUGGCAACUUAGGGCAAUAGGACAAGGGCUACCCGUGUAUCCAGCUACUCUGUUGCUCUCCUGGCGCUGAGAGGUGGGUCCAAGCAUUCAUUACCCUUGCCUGCCCUGCCUAGGGCUGAAGCCAGGGGAGUUUGGUGUGUGUGGGAGGACCCUGAGAUCUGUUGGGAUGGGGUAGGGGUGAUUAAAGAUCGGAGGAGGGGAUGCGAAGUGGGGCCGAGGACCCACAACCUCGGGAAGGGCGGUAGGGCGCCUGACCUGGGGCGGGGCAGUGGCCUCAGUGCCCCACUUCCACCUUGCGCAGUAUUUAUUGCUAAAUUAUUGUCCAGGAGGGGCAGCACUGGGCCUAGCCCCCCGGGUAUUUAUUGCUGUACAUAGUGUAUGUUUGUGAUAUAUAAGGUUUUCUUUAUUUUGUAUAUGAUCAAUAAACAUCUUUUAAAGAGACUGGCAGGUGCUUCUUUGGGCGACGCAGUGGGCUGGGCGGAGCUGGCGCGCGCAUGCGCUCCGCGCGCGGCCUGUCGGGCGAGACGGAAGCGGAAGCACGGGUCUCCCCGGGGAGCGAUGGCAGCCGGGGGUCUGAGCCGCUUGGAGCGUAAGGCGGCGGAGCGGGUCCGGAGACUGCGGGAGGAGCAGCAGCGGGAGCGCCUCCGCCAGGUGUCGCGCAUCCUGAGGAAGGCGGCUGCGGAGCGCAGCGCCGAGGAGGGCCGGCUGCUGGCCGAGAGCGAGGACCUAGUGACGGAGCUGCAGGGUCGGAGCCGGCGGCGCGAGGGCCUGAAGCGGCGGCUGGAGGAGGUGUGCGAUGACCCCGAGGAGCUGCGGAGGAAAGUCCGGGAGCUGGCCGGCGCCGUCCGCAACGCCAAAUACUUGGUCGUCUACACUGGCGCAGGGAUCAGCACGGCAGCUUCUAUCCCAGAUUACCGGGGCCCUAAUGGCGUCUGGACACUGCUUCAGAAAGGGAGAAGUGUCAGUACUGCUGACCUGAGCGAGGCUGAGCCGACCCUCACACACAUGUGCAUUGCCCGUUUGCAUGAGCAGAAGCUGGUGCAGCACGUGGUGUCUCAGAACUGUGAUGGGCUCCACCUGAGAAGUGGCCUGCCGCGAACAGCCAUCUCAGAGCUCCAUGGGAACAUGUACAUUGAAGUCUGCACCUCCUGUGUCCCUAACAGGGAGUACGUUCGAGUAUUUGAUGUCACAGAGCGUACUGCCCUCCACAGACACCAGACAGGCCGGGCCUGCCAUAAGUGUGGGAGCCAGCUCCGGGACACCAUUGUGCACUUUGGGGAGAGGGGGAUGUUGGGGCAGCCUCUGAACUGGGAGGCAGCAACCGAGGCUGCCAGCAAAGCAGACACAAUCCUGUGUUUAGGGUCCAGCUUGAAGGUACGCACUGAUAACAUGGUGAGUGAGCAGAGUGAGCAGGUGUCUGCCUGCCCAGAGCUCUCUGGCUCAGUGUCAGACUCAGCCUGCUACAGCUGUGCUCUGUGUGUGUGCUGUAUCUGUCCAUUUCCACAGGUUCUAAAGAAGUAUCCGCGCCUCUGGUGCAUGACCAAACCCCCGAGCCAGCGGCCUAAACUCUACAUUGUGAACUUGCAGUGGACCCCAAAGGAUGACUGGGCUGCCCUGAAGCUUCACGGGAAAUGUGAUGACGUCAUGCAGCUCCUCAUGGAUGAGCUGGGCCUGGAGAUCCCCCUCUACAGCAGGUGGCAGGAUCCCAUUUUCUCCCUGGCAACUCCCCUGCGUGCUGGUGAAGAAGGCAUCCACAGUCGGAAAUCGCUAUGCAGAAGCAGAGAGGAAGGACCGCCUGGUGACUGUGGUGACCCACUCAGCUCAGCUCCCAUCCUAGGGGGCUGGUUUGGCCGGGGCUGCACCAAACGCACAAAAAGGAAGAAAGUGACGUAACCUGGUGUUUGACAGAAACAUUUGGCACUUUGCAGAUGGACGGAACUCUUAUUCAGGGGCCAGUGUUGCCAUGCAGGCUUGGUUGCCAGCAAGAAGAUCUCUUUGGGGGUGACAUUUUCACCAUGAUAUGUAGCCGUCUAUCCUU